Molecule: messenger RNA, 2930 nt
Organism: Tinamus guttatus (white-throated tinamou)
Lineage: Eukaryota; Metazoa; Chordata; Aves; Tinamiformes; Tinamidae
Source: RefSeq, a predicted model, not a curated record
AAAUCUUUGGAGUAUCUUUUCAUGCAUUGCCGCAGUCACUCGUGCCAGAAUAUGGAAGCAUUCCGAGCUUUCUUGUUGAUGCUUGUGAAUAUUUAGAAGAACAUAUUCAUACUGAAGGACUCUUCAGGAAGUCUGGAUCUCUUGUUCGCUUAAAAGCAUUGAAGAGUAAACUGGAUCAAGGUGAAAGCUGCCUCUCGACUGCAUUGCCAUGUGAUGUUGCAGGGCUUCUUAAGCAGUUCUUUAGAGAGCUGCCAGAACCCAUCCUCCCACCUCACCUGCAGGAAGGUCUCUUCAAAGCUCAGCAGCUAGAAAAUGAGAAGAAAACUGCCACUGUGCUGCUCUCAUGUUUAAUGGCUGACAGAACAAUUGAAGCUUUGCGAUUUUUUUUCAACUUUCUGAGAACUGUAUCCCUAAGAUCACAUGAAAACAGAAUGGAUAGCAGUAAUCUGGCCGUGAUAUUUGCUCCAAACCUCAUGCACUCAGGUGAAAUUGAAAAGAUGACAGCCAAUACAGAAAAAAAAAUUCGCUUGCAAGCUGCUGUUGUACAAACACUUAUUGAUCAUGCAGCAGAAAUUGGACAAGUACCAGAAUUUAUCUCAGAGAAGAUUCCUGCAAUGUUAGGUAUUGAUGCCCUUCAAUCUACCCCUGCACUGGGUGGCCAUGAGGAUGGUGAAAGCGAAUCUUCUAGUGAAUGUAAAAGGAGGAGACAACGAAGCGUUGGGGAUUUUGUUAGUGGAGCAUUGAAUAAAUUUAAAUCUAACAGAACAUCCUCCACUACACCUCAGCAAGACAGAAGUGUUCUUUCAUUGGCGACUCCAGUGGUUCUUACUCCCAGUACCAAACGUAAACUUCCAACUGAUUGCUCUCAGGGUUUGUCUAGCAAGAAGAGGCGCUCUUUUAAGCAUAGCUUUGCUUUUGAGUUGUUACCAAGUAGCAUUUUUAACAGCAGCUCAACACCAGCAUCAGUUCAGUUUGAUGCAAGUCCUUGUGUCUCUCUUGAGUCAUCUCAAAACUCACUCUCUCCUUCAACUGGUGGUGAGAAUCCUUUGUCCGGUACGGGAAACAGAAGAACUAAAAGACAUGCAAGCAAAAAGUUGUACAGGGCUGAAUCAGGAAAAACAGGUUGCUUUUCUCCAAAGGUUAGCCGAAAGGAAAUGGUUCGUAGGUCCUUACGCCUGAAGUUUGGUUUGGGGAGAAGCAACAGAGACAUAAAUGUCGCAUCAGGAUGUGCAGUUGGUAAUAGAUCCGAAAACAUUGGAAGGCGUCUUGCAAGCCAGCAAGAUUUGGAAAGCAGAGAUGAACGUGCAAAAAGAGAUAUACUCUUCAGCCCAUAUAUCAGUGAAAAAUUUUCCAAGAAAGGUUCAAAGAAUGUAAGCAAAUCAGAAGAAAACUUGUUAACUCCAAAGUGUCACGAUAAAGCAGCUUAUCGAAUGUCAUGGAAUAGUCCUGUUAUGGAUUUUCAGGAGAUCAGCAGCAGCGAGAGAAGUCUGACAGGGCAUUGUGAAGCUACAGUUGAUUCUUCUGAAUCUGUCUUCACAGCUGGAAAGUCAUCAGCUGGGGAUCCGAAUUCACCUGGAACUACUGUAAAUAAACAAGACAACAGCUUAAAACUCUUUCUAUGUGAGGAAGAAAAUAAUUUAGCUACAGAAACAUUACUGAAAGUUAAGGAAGCCUUUUCUGCAUCUGGAAAUAAUCUGCAGGAUAUGAUAACUGAUACAAAGUCUUCCUUGUUAGAUGUUACAGAAGAAACAUUAAGUGAAACCCUGUGUCUUACAGGGCUCAGUCCAGAGGGAAAAAAGCUGUCUGAAACAAGUCUAGCAAAUACAGAAUGCAGACAGCUGAUAGACCCGGUUAAUCAAUCUUAUGCUACUGAUAAACAGGAAUCAAAAAAAGAUGAAACUAAAGCUUUGGAGAAAAGAUUCCACAGUUCUAUUGAGAUUGAACUUCAGGUCCAGAAACAAGGUGCAAAAAAUGUAAGAGAAAUUGUGCCUCAGGGAAUUGCAAGUGAAGACGAGUUGACUUUUCAGAACAGUUCCUUAAAAGAUGACUUGAACAAAAUAGAUUCCUUCGGGGAAAAAGAGGAAAUAAAAUUAACACACACUGAAGUGACUGAAAACUGUACGGCAAAAUGCUGUUAUUUAGAAGAAGACACUGAUAAACCUUCUGAGGCAGCACAGCUUCCUAUUUCACAGCUAUCUAAAUCAGGAAAGGAACUCGGCAACGAGUACUGGCAAGCUGAAAAUUCUGAUAAAAUUUUAACUAAAACAGCAGCUCUUUCUGAUCAUGGAAAGGUUUCUGACCACAUACAGUGGUUCAACAAACUUUCAUUAAAUGAUCCAAGUUCUGCAAGCAAAACGAAACCGCCUCUCAAGUUUCAACGUACUCCUGUCCGGCAGUCGGUGAGAAGAAUGAAUUCCUUGUUGGAGGCCAACAGGCCAUCUGCAAGCGGUCGGGUAGCCCAGUCUAGUGCUGUUGGUUCACCGCUUGUUAAGUCUUUGAGCUAUGAUUCUGCACUGUCCUCCUGCACAGAAAAGCCCUCAAAGAAUUCCACAGCUUUGCCCCUCAAGAGUGAAAGUGCAAGUGACCAAGUUUCUACAUCCCAUAAGCAGCUAGAAUUAACAUCCAAAUCAUGUUGCAGACAGUUAAAUCCAGCAGAGAAGACUGAUCUUUCUAUGAGAACUGCUGGAAUCUACAAACAGAAAGUGACUGUUAAUCCAUCCAAAUCUGUUUUAGAAGACCUAACCAAUCAUGAAACAGUGAAAUCUAGUACGAAAGUAAAUGCAGGUACAAAUAUUCCAGGUGCUGUGCCAGAAAAAUGUGCCAUCACAAAAAAUCCUCUUGGAAAAGAGAAGAUUCGUUAUAGAGGCUCUCCAAAGAAUCCAAUAUCUAAAGUGAAACUCCUACCAGCUACAAAACCAGUAGACUUAUAG